This is a messenger RNA of Phoenix dactylifera (date palm), 1329 nucleotides long. The record is from RefSeq and is a predicted model, not a curated record. NCBI's taxonomy places the organism in Eukaryota, Viridiplantae, Streptophyta, Magnoliopsida, Arecales, Arecaceae.
AUGGCAGAUAACCAAGAUAACCAGAAUAAAAGGUUGUUGAGUGACUAUGCAGUGCCGAAUGUCAAUGGUGCUCAACCCAGUAUUGUGAGACCUACAGUCAAUGCUAAUAAUUUUGAGAUUAAGCCUGGUCUCAUCCAGAUGGUGCAGCAGGAGCAGUUUGGUGGAGGACCUUCUGAGGAUCCACAUGCACACCUUGCCAAUUUCUUGGAGAUUUGUGAUACAAUCAAGAUGAAUGGAGUUAGUGAUGAUGCUAUUCGACUCCGACUUUUUCCAUUUUCUCUAAAGGAUAAAGCCAAGGCCUGGUUGAAUUCCAAAGCGCCUAACUCUUUCACCACCUGGAAUGCCUUGUCACAAGCUUUUCUGAGUAAGUAUUUUUCUCCAGGUAAGACUGCCAAACUUAGAAAUGAUAUUACCAGUUUUGCUCAGUUUGAUGGUGAAUCUUUGUAUGAAGCCUGGGAGAGGUUUAAGGAUUUGCAGAGGAAGUGUCCACAUCAUGGUCUUCCUGAUUGGCUGAUUGUACAGACUUUCUAUAAUGGAUUAACACAUUCAGUCAGAAUUACUAUAGAUGCAGCUGCAGGAGGUACUUUAAUGAGUAAGUCAAUAGAAGAGGCAUAUGAGUUGUUAGAAGAAAUGGCCUCUAACAAUUAUCAGUGGUCUAAUGAAAGAUGUAUGCCUAAGAAAGUUUCAGGUAUGUAUGAUGUAGAUGGCAUAAACAUGUUGAAUGCCAAGGUUGAUUCUCUAGUAAAAAUGUUCGGCAGCAAUAGCAGAACAACCCUUAUUCCAACACAUACAACCCAGGAUGGAGGAAUCAUCCUAACUUUUCAUGGAAAGAUCAAGGAUAAUUUGCCUAGUAAGACAGAGGUCAAUCCGAAGGAGCAUUGCAAGGCAGUCACCUUGAGAAGUGGUAAGCAACUUGGUCAGGUAAGUAGUGAGACUAUAGUUGGUGAUAAAGUAGACUAUGAAGAGGUGAACAAGAAGGUCAGUGAAGAAGUUGAGGACCUAGCCAAAACACCAUCCCCACUACCACCAGUCGAACCUUAUGUUCCUCCCAUUCCUUUUCCUCAAAGGCUUAAGCAGAAUAAAAUUGAUCAACAGUUCGAGAAAUUUUUGAAAGUGUUUAGGCAGCUUCACAUUAAUAUUCCUUUUGCAGACGCCUUAGCACAAAUUCCUGCAUAUACAAAAUUUUUAAAGGAGAUCAUGUCUAAGAAGAGGAAAUUGGAAGAUUUCGAGACCAUUGCCUUGACGGAGGAAUGCAGUGCCAUUAUCCAGAAUAAGCUUCCACCAAAGCUAAGAGAUCCAGAGUUUUUCUAUUUCUUGUACUAUAGGUGA